Molecule: messenger RNA, 9542 nt
Organism: Apodemus sylvaticus (European woodmouse)
Lineage: Eukaryota; Metazoa; Chordata; Mammalia; Rodentia; Muridae
Gene: Tenm2
Product: teneurin transmembrane protein 2
Exons: 28
Coding region: 10-8322 (2770 amino acids)
Biological process (GO): signal transduction; heterophilic cell-cell adhesion; neuron development
Cellular component (GO): neuron projection; membrane
Molecular function (GO): protein heterodimerization activity; cell adhesion molecule binding; protein homodimerization activity
Source: RefSeq, a predicted model, not a curated record
UCUGGAAUAAUGGAUGUAAAGGAUCGGCGACAUCGCUCUUUGACCAGGGGACGGUGUGGCAAGGAGUGUCGCUACACCAGCUCCUCUCUGGACAGUGAGGACUGCCGUGUGCCCACGCAGAAGUCCUACAGUUCCAGUGAGACCCUGAAGGCUUAUGACCAUGACAGCAGAAUGCACUACGGAAACCGAGUCACAGACCUGGUGCACCGGGAGUCCGAUGAGUUUUCUCGACAAGGGACUAACUUCACCCUGGCAGAAUUGGGAAUCUGCGAGCCCUCCCCACACCGAAGUGGUUACUGUUCCGACAUGGGGAUCCUCCACCAGGGCUACUCCCUGAGCACUGGGUCUGAUGCGGACUCGGACACCGAGGGAGGGAUGUCUCCAGAACAUGCCAUCAGACUGUGGGGACGAGGGAUAAAAUCCAGGCGCAGCUCUGGCUUGUCCAGCCGCGAGAACUCGGCCCUUACUCUGACUGAUUCUGACAAUGAAAAUAAAUCGGAUGACGACAAUGGUCGUCCCAUUCCACCUACAUCCUCGUCUAGCCUCCUCCCAUCUGCUCAGCUGCCUAGCUCCCAUAAUCCUCCACCAGUUAGCUGCCAGAUGCCAUUGCUAGACAGCAACACCUCCCAUCAGAUCAUGGACACCAACCCUGAUGAGGAAUUCUCCCCCAAUUCAUACCUGCUCAGAGCAUGCUCAGGGCCCCAGCAAGCCUCCAGCAGUGGCCCUCCGAACCACCACAGCCAAUCAACGCUGAGGCCCCCUCUGCCACCCCCUCAUAACCACACCCUGUCCCACCACCACUCCUCGGCCAACUCCCUCAACAGGAACUCACUGACCAAUCGGAGGAGUCAAAUCCACGCCCCAGCUCCUGCACCUAAUGACCUGGCCACCACCCCAGAGUCCGUUCAGCUCCAGGACAGCUGGGUGCUGAACAGUAACGUGCCGCUGGAGACUCGGCACUUCCUCUUCAAGACGUCCUCUGGAAGCACACCCCUGUUCAGCAGCUCUUCCCCGGGAUACCCUUUGACCUCAGGGACCGUUUAUACACCACCACCCCGCCUGUUGCCGCGGAAUACAUUCUCCAGGAAGGCCUUCAAGCUGAAGAAACCCUCCAAAUACUGCAGUUGGAAAUGCGCUGCCCUGUCGGCCAUCGCCGCUGCCCUCCUCUUGGCCAUUUUGCUGGCGUAUUUCAUAGCAAUGCAUCUGCUCGGACUCAAUUGGCAACUCCAGCCGGCAGAUGGACACACCUUUAACAAUGGCGUAAGGACCGGCUUACCAGGAAACGAUGAUGUGGCAACAGUGCCAUCUGGAGGCAAAGUGCCCUGGUCAUUGAAAAACAGCAGCAUAGACAGUGGCGAAGCAGAAGUUGGUCGACGGGUGACACAGGAAGUCCCACCAGGGGUGUUUUGGAGGUCCCAGAUUCACAUCAGUCAGCCCCAGUUCUUAAAGUUCAACAUCUCCCUGGGGAAGGACGCCCUCUUUGGUGUCUAUAUAAGAAGAGGACUGCCACCAUCUCACGCACAGUAUGACUUCAUGGAACGCCUGGACGGAAAGGAGAAAUGGAGUGUGGUCGAGUCACCCAGGGAACGCCGCAGCAUCCAGACCCUUGUGCAGAACGAGGCUGUGUUCGUGCAGUACUUGGAUGUGGGUCUCUGGCACCUAGCCUUCUACAAUGAUGGCAAGGACAAGGAGAUGGUCUCCUUCAACACCGUUGUCUUAGAUUCAGUGCAGGACUGUCCACGAAACUGUCACGGGAAUGGCGAAUGCGUGUCUGGACUGUGUCACUGUUUCCCAGGAUUCCUCGGAGCAGACUGCGCUAAAGCCGCCUGCCCUGUCCUCUGCAGCGGGAAUGGGCAGUAUUCCAAAGGAACGUGCCAGUGCUACAGCGGCUGGAAAGGUGCAGAAUGCGACGUGCCUAUGAACCAAUGCAUCGAUCCUUCCUGUGGGGGCCAUGGCUCCUGCAUUGAUGGGAACUGCGUGUGCGCUGCUGGCUACAAGGGCGAGCACUGUGAGGAAGUUGAUUGCUUGGAUCCUACCUGCUCCAGCCAUGGUGUCUGUGUGAAUGGAGAGUGUCUAUGCAGCCCUGGCUGGGGUGGUCUCAACUGUGAGCUGGCGAGGGUCCAGUGCCCAGACCAGUGUAGUGGGCAUGGCACUUACCUCCCGGACUCCGGCCUCUGCAGCUGUGAUCCGAAUUGGAUGGGUCCCGACUGCUCUGUUGAAGUGUGCUCAGUAGACUGUGGCACUCACGGCGUCUGCAUCGGGGGAGCCUGCCGCUGUGAAGAGGGCUGGACAGGCGCGGCUUGUGACCAGCGCGUGUGCCACCCCCGCUGCAUUGAGCACGGGACCUGUAAAGAUGGCAAAUGUGAAUGCCGAGAGGGCUGGAAUGGUGAACACUGCACCAUUGGUAGGCAAACGGCAGGCACCGAAACAGGCACAUAUUGCUUUAUUUUCAUAAAUCGUAGAUCGAUAGUGACGGUCGCGCAUUGCAACGGGCUGUUCCCUCAGGGUCACGUGUGCCGUCCAAUAGCCCACCGCCUCUCCAAAUCUCUGCGGGAUGGCUGCCCUGAUUUGUGCAACGGUAACGGGAGAUGCACACUGGGUCAGAACAGCUGGCAGUGUGUCUGCCAGACCGGCUGGAGAGGGCCCGGAUGCAACGUUGCCAUGGAAACCUCCUGCGCUGAUAACAAGGAUAAUGAGGGAGUCAUAGAGUAUGACACAGAGUAUCACCAUCUGGUAUCAAAGUCACCUCCGCUUCAUGGCCCCUGGAGUCAGCCUCAGGUAUUCAAAGAUGCAUCCUUCUUGGUGUCUCUGAUCCGAGGCCAAGUAGUAACCAUGGAUGGGACUCCCUUGGUGGGUGUGAAUGUGUCCUUUGUCAAGUAUCCAAAAUAUGGCUACACCAUUACUCGCCAGGACGGCACGUUUGACCUGAUUGCCAAUGGGGGUUCUGCCUUGACUCUUCACUUUGAGCGAGCCCCUUUCAUGAGCCAGGAGCGCACGGUGUGGCUGCCGUGGAAUAGCUUCUAUGCCAUGGACACCCUGGUAAUGAAGACCGAGGAGAACUCCAUCCCCAGCUGUGACCUCAGUGGCUUUGUCCGGCCAGAUCCAAUCAUCAUCUCCUCUCCUCUGUCUACCUUCUUCAGUGCUUCCCCUGCAGCGAACCCUAUUGUGCCUGAGACCCAGGUUCUUCAUGAAGAAAUCGAGCUCCCGGGUACCAAUGUGAAGCUCCGUUAUCUCAGCUCUAGAACUGCAGGGUACAAGUCGCUACUGAAGAUCACCAUGACCCAGUCCACGGUGCCCUUGAACCUCAUCAGGGUUCACUUGAUGGUUGCUGUAGAGGGGCAUCUCUUCCAGAAGUCAUUCCAGGCUUCUCCCAACCUGGCCUACACAUUCAUCUGGGACAAGACAGAUGCGUAUGGCCAAAGGGUUUAUGGCCUAUCGGAUGCUGUUGUGUCUGUUGGGUUUGAAUAUGAGACGUGCCCCAGUCUCAUCCUGUGGGAGAAAAGGACAGCCCUGCUUCAGGGAUUUGAGCUGGACCCUUCCAACCUUGGAGGCUGGUCCCUGGACAAGCACCACACCCUCAAUGUGAAAAGUGGAAUACUACACAAAGGCACAGGGGAGAACCAGUUCCUGACCCAGCAGCCCGCCAUCAUCACAAGCAUCAUGGGCAACGGUCGACGCAGAAGCAUCUCCUGUCCCAGCUGCAACGGCCUUGCUGAAGGCAACAAACUGUUGGCCCCUGUGGCCCUGGCUGUGGGGAUCGAUGGGAGCCUCUUUGUCGGUGACUUCAAUUAUAUCCGGCGCAUCUUCCCCUCCCGAAAUGUGACCAGUAUCUUGGAGUUACGCAACAGCCCAGGACACAAGUACUAUUUGGCUGUGGACCCGGUGACCGGCUCGCUCUACGUCUCUGACACCAACAGCCGCCGAAUCUACCGAGUCAAAUCACUGAGCGGAGCCAAAGACCUGGCUGGGAAUUCGGAAGUCGUGGCAGGGACUGGCGAACAAUGUCUACCCUUCGAUGAAGCCCGCUGUGGGGAUGGAGGGAAGGCUGUGGACGCCACCCUGAUGAGCCCUAGAGGUAUCGCAGUAGACAAGAAUGGGCUAAUGUACUUCGUUGAUGCCACCAUGAUCCGGAAGGUCGACCAGAAUGGAAUCAUCUCCACCCUGCUGGGCUCCAAUGACCUCACAGCUGUCCGGCCCCUGAGCUGUGACUCUAGCAUGGAUGUGGCCCAGGUCCGCCUAGAAUGGCCGACAGACCUCGCCGUCAACCCGAUGGACAAUUCCCUCUACGUACUGGAGAACAACGUCAUCCUGCGAAUCACGGAGAACCACCAGGUCAGCAUCAUCGCGGGACGGCCUAUGCACUGCCAGGUUCCCGGCAUCGACUACUCGCUCAGCAAACUUGCCAUCCACUCUGCUCUGGAGUCGGCCAGCGCCAUCGCCAUUUCUCACACCGGGGUGCUCUACAUCACAGAGACGGACGAGAAGAAGAUCAACCGCCUACGCCAGGUCACCACCAACGGAGAGAUCUGCCUCUUGGCAGGGGCGGCCUCAGACUGUGAUUGCAAAAACGAUGUCAAUUGCAUCUGCUACUCGGGAGAUGAUGCUUACGCCACAGACGCCAUCCUAAACUCGCCGUCUUCCUUAGCCGUGGCUCCGGACGGCACCAUCUACAUCGCAGACCUUGGGAAUAUCCGGAUCAGGGCGGUCAGCAAAAAUAAACCUGUUCUUAAUGCAUUCAACCAGUACGAGGCCGCGUCUCCGGGAGAACAGGAGUUGUACGUGUUCAACGCGGAUGGUAUCCAUCAGUACACUGUGAGCCUGGUGACAGGGGAGUACUUGUACAAUUUCACGUACAGUGCUGACAAUGAUGUCACCGAGUUGAUAGACAACAACGGGAAUUCCCUAAAGAUCCGCCGGGACAGCAGUGGCAUGCCCCGCCACCUGCUCAUGCCGGAUAAUCAGAUCAUCACCCUCACCGUGGGCACCAAUGGAGGCCUCAAAGCCGUGUCCACACAGAACCUGGAGCUCGGCCUCAUGACUUACGACGGGAACACUGGACUCCUGGCCACCAAGAGUGAUGAAACCGGAUGGACAACUUUUUAUGACUAUGAUCAUGAGGGUCGUCUGACCAAUGUGACACGCCCCACGGGGGUGGUGACCAGUCUGCAUCGGGAAAUGGAGAAAUCCAUCACCAUUGACAUUGAGAACUCCAACCGUGAUGACGACGUCACUGUGAUCACCAACCUCUCUUCAGUGGAGGCCUCCUAUACAGUGGUACAAGAUCAAGUGCGGAACAGCUACCAGCUCUGCAACAAUGGAACCCUGCGGGUAAUGUACGCCAACGGCAUGGGGGUCAGCUUCCACAGCGAGCCCCACGUCCUCGCAGGCACCAUCACCCCCACCAUCGGGCGCUGCAACAUCUCUCUGCCCAUGGAGAACGGCUUGAACUCCAUCGAGUGGCGCCUGAGGAAGGAACAGAUCAAAGGCAAAGUCACCAUCUUCGGGAGGAAGCUUAGGGUCCACGGAAGGAAUCUCCUGUCCAUCGAUUAUGACCGGAAUAUCCGUACAGAGAAGAUCUACGAUGACCACCGGAAAUUCACCCUGAGGAUCAUCUACGACCAGGUGGGCCGCCCCUUCCUGUGGCUUCCGAGCAGUGGGUUGGCAGCCGUCAACGUCUCCUACUUCUUCAACGGGCGCUUGGCCGGCCUCCAGCGUGGGGCCAUGAGCGAGAGGACAGACAUUGACAAGCAAGGCCGGAUUGUGUCCCGCAUGUUCGCCGACGGGAAAGUCUGGAGCUAUUCCUAUCUUGACAAGUCCAUGGUCCUCCUGCUACAGAGCCAGCGUCAGUACAUAUUUGAAUAUGACUCCUCUGAACGCCUCCAUGCAGUCACUAUGCCCAGUGUCGCCCGGCACAGCAUGUCCACGCACACCUCCAUUGGCUACAUCCGAAACAUUUACAACCCACCUGAAAGCAAUGCAUCAGUCAUCUUUGACUACAGUGACGACGGCCGCAUCCUAAAGACAUCUUUCUUGGGCACUGGGCGCCAGGUGUUCUACAAGUAUGGAAAACUCUCCAAGUUAUCGGAGAUAGUCUACGACAGCACUGCCGUCACCUUUGGGUACGAUGAGACCACCGGCGUCCUGAAGAUGGUCAGUCUCCAAAGCGGGGGUUUCUCCUGUACCAUCAGGUACCGAAAGGUUGGGCCCCUUGUGGACAAGCAGAUUUACAGGUUUUCUGAGGAAGGCAUGAUCAACGCCAGGUUUGAUUACACCUAUCAUGACAACAGCUUCCGCAUCGCCAGCAUCAAACCUGUCAUAAGCGAGACCCCCCUUCCCGUUGACCUCUACCGCUAUGAUGAGAUUUCCGGCAAGGUGGAACACUUCGGCAAGUUUGGGGUUAUCUACUACGACAUCAACCAGAUCAUCACCACUGCUGUCAUGACACUCAGCAAGCACUUUGACACCCAUGGGCGCAUCAAGGAAGUGCAAUAUGAGAUGUUCCGGUCCCUCAUGUACUGGAUGACUGUGCAAUAUGACAGUAUGGGCAGGGUCAUCAAGAGGGAACUGAAACUGGGGCCCUAUGCCAAUACCACAAAGUACACCUAUGACUAUGACGGGGACGGCCAGCUCCAGAGCGUGGCUGUCAAUGACCGGCCUACCUGGCGCUAUAGCUAUGACCUCAAUGGGAACCUGCACCUGCUAAACCCAGGGAACAGUGCUCGCCUCAUGCCCUUACGCUACGACCUCCGUGACCGGAUAACCAGGCUGGGGGACGUGCAGUACAAAAUCGAUGAUGAUGGCUAUUUGUGCCAGAGAGGGUCGGACAUCUUUGAGUACAACUCCAAGGGCCUUCUAACGAGGGCGUACAACAAGGCCAGCGGGUGGAGCGUCCAGUACCGCUAUGAUGGCGUGGGCCGCCGGGCUUCCUACAAGACCAACCUGGGCCACCACCUACAGUACUUCUAUUCUGACCUCCACAACCCCACACGGAUCACCCAUGUUUACAACCACUCCAACUCUGAGAUCACCUCGCUCUACUAUGACCUGCAGGGCCACCUCUUUGCCAUGGAAAGCAGCAGUGGGGAAGAGUACUAUGUUGCCUCAGACAACACCGGGACUCCUCUGGCUGUUUUCAGUAUCAACGGCCUCAUGAUUAAGCUACUGCAGUACACAGCCUAUGGGGAGAUCUACUACGACUCCAAUCCAGACUUCCAGAUGGUCAUCGGCUUCCACGGAGGCCUCUAUGACCCCCUCACCAAGCUCGUCCACUUCACUCAGCGUGAUUAUGAUGUGCUGGCAGGACGGUGGACGUCCCCUGACUACACCAUGUGGAGGAACGUGGGCAAGGAGCCAGCCCCCUUCAACCUGUACAUGUUUAAAAACAACAAUCCACUCAGCAAUGAGCUAGAUUUAAAGAACUACGUGACAGACGUGAAAAGCUGGCUUGUGAUGUUUGGAUUUCAGCUCAGCAACAUCAUUCCUGGAUUCCCCAGAGCCAAAAUGUAUUUUGUGCCUCCCCCCUAUGAACUGUCAGAGAGUCAAGCUAGUGAGAAUGGACAGCUCAUUACAGGUGUCCAGCAGACAACCGAAAGGCAUAACCAGGCCUUCCUGGCUCUGGAAGGACAGGUCAUCUCUAAAAAGCUCCACGCCAGCAUCCGAGAGAAAGCAGGCCACUGGUUUGCAACCACCACGCCCAUCAUCGGCAAAGGCAUCAUGUUUGCCAUCAAAGAAGGGCGGGUGACCACGGGUGUGUCCAGCAUCGCCAGUGAGGACAGCCGCAAGGUAGCAUCGGUGUUGAACAACGCCUACUACUUGGACAAGAUGCACUACAGCAUCGAGGGCAAGGACACGCACUACUUUGUGAAGAUCGGCGCCGCGGAUGGUGACCUGGUCACGUUGGGAACCACCAUUGGGCGCAAGGUGCUGGAGAGCGGGGUGAACGUGACGGUGUCACAGCCCACGCUGCUGGUAAACGGUAGGACUCGAAGGUUCACCAACAUUGAGUUCCAGUACUCCACGCUACUACUCAGCAUCCGCUACGGCCUCACCCCCGACACGCUGGACGAAGAGAAGGCCCGCGUCCUGGACCAAGCGAGACAGAGGGCCCUGGGCACUGCCUGGGCCAAGGAGCAGCAGAAAGCCAGGGACGGGAGAGAGGGCAGCCGCCUGUGGACGGAGGGCGAGAAGCAGCAACUCCUGAGCACGGGUCGGGUGCAAGGUUAUGAGGGCUAUUACGUGCUUCCGGUGGAACAGUACCCGGAGCUGGCAGACAGUAGCAGCAACAUCCAGUUCUUAAGACAGAAUGAGAUGGGAAAGAGGUAACAAAAUAACCUGCUGCCGCCUCUUCUCUGGGUGGCUCAGCAGGAGAACUGUGACCUCCUCUCCUAAGGAGACGAAGACCUAACAGGGGCACUGAGGCCAGGCUGCUUUAGGAUCCCAAGUGGCAAGAAAGCUCACAUUUUUUGAGUUCAAAUGCUACUGUCCAAGCGCAAAGUCCCUCAUCCUGAAGUAGACUAGAACUCGGCCACAAAUUCUGAGGAAAACAAAACUAAAGGAUGAACGAACGAACGAAUGAACGAAAACACACACAAAAUGUUUCAAGUUCCCCUAAAAUAUGACCCACUUGUUCCGGGUCUAAGGCAGAAAAGAGACGCAGAAUAGCCGAAAGGAAAGGAACAGAAAAGAAACAAAUUUAAAAAAAAAAUAAAAAAAUAAAAAAUAAAAGCAAACAAAAAGACAAAGACACCGACCGUACAGACGAAGAAAUGAAGACGAGAAGGCCUCAUAUUCUAAUACCUCACUCACUGACACCGGAGCAAAACACAAGGGCCGGCAUCACCAGACCAGCUGAGGACGACUCAGACUGACUGUUGAACGAACACUUGCGACGUUUUUUCGUUUAAGCAAAUACAGGUGCAUUUAAAAACACGACUUUGGGGGUGAUUUGUGUGUAGCGCCUGGGGAGGGGGGAGCACAAACGCGGAGGAUCGAGCACUGGAAAUACUUUUUAAAGAAAAAGAAAAACACAAGAAAAAAAAUCAGUAUCAGAAGUCAAAGCGAAACAAUACCGUCCGGCACUUAACACUCAGGUCCCCACUUAGUCAGGCCUGAGCUAAUUUAUUUGAGCGCAGAGUGUAAAAUUUUAAUUCAAAAUGGUGGCUAUACUCACUACACAUAAAUCUCAUACUCUUUUUGUCUUUGGAGAUUCCAUUGUGGACAGUAAUACGCAGUUACAGGGUGUAGUCUGUUUAGAUUCCGUAGUUCGUGGGUAUCAGUUGCGGUAGAGAUGCAACAUUUGUGACUCUGUUGCUAACGGUUACCACUUCCGAUCGCCCUGUACAUAAAUAUGCCGUAAGGCGCAAUCACUGUUUCAGACUUAAAAAUUAUUAGUGUGUUUGUUUGGUCCAGAAACUGAGACAAUCACAUGACAGUCACCACGAGGAGAGAAAAAUAAAAAAUAAAUAAAUAAAUAAAAAACAAAAAAAAAUUUUAAAAAGUGAAAGAAAAAACACACAAAAAAAGUCUAAUAAGAACUUUGGUAC